Peronospora matthiolae is the source of this 366-nucleotide messenger RNA. NCBI's taxonomy places the organism in Eukaryota, Oomycota, Peronosporomycetes, Peronosporales, Peronosporaceae. The record is from the annotation of a GenBank genome assembly.
AUGAAGCCGUCACCAAGCCCCCCUCCCAAUAAAGGAGGGGAGAUCCAACCUCAGUCGAUCGCACCCUUGGAAAGUGAUGGCAGUAUAUCACGGCCUUCGGCACCAGUCACGGAGGAGCAUAGGCAGAGCAUUCCGUCGCAUCCGAUCGGCCACUCGCACCAACCCAUCGCCCCGGAGGCAGCUGGGGACACCGACAUUGACUCUAACCUAAAGCGUGCCAUGUCGACCGGAUCCUCGCCACAAGAUAUGUCAGCUCAUGCACGUAUCCCGGCUCCUCUUGUUUCCUUUGGAACUUCGCCACCCGCUGGAGAAGAGAUUAUGUCGUCGGAUCCGACGCGAGCCCCGACACCUGGCCAAUCGACUUAA